Hypoxylon trugodes is the source of this 1549-nucleotide messenger RNA. RefSeq lists its product as uncharacterized. Lineage: Eukaryota; Fungi; Ascomycota; Sordariomycetes; Xylariales; Hypoxylaceae. The transcript has a single exon. The record is from RefSeq and is a predicted model, not a curated record. Gene Ontology annotation, biological process: regulation of transcription by RNA polymerase II. Bases 1 to 1416 code for a protein of 471 amino acids. Gene Ontology annotation, cellular component: nucleus. Gene Ontology annotation, molecular function: RNA polymerase II transcription regulatory region sequence-specific DNA binding; DNA-binding transcription activator activity, RNA polymerase II-specific.
AUGUCGGAUCUACCUCAGCACGCCCCUCUGCAGUGGGAGAGAAACCAACUUCAUCCCCAACAUCAAUAUCAACAGUCAUUCUCCAACCCGCCAGGUCAGUUUCCUGGAGGCUACCAAAACCACAACCACAACCCCGUAUUCAACCAAAUGUCACCCUCGUCGACGAUACCAUCUAUAUUGAAUCCCGCUCCUGCUCCUGUACCCACCCAACCGAUGCACCCGGGUUAUGACACUCGGGCUAACAACUUGGUACAGGGCGUUCCUGGAGGCUUCGACGACAACUCAGGGCAAAUGAGUAUGGGAAUGCUCUUCCAUCCACAGCAUAAUGGUGAGCGAGUAAACAAUGAUGCGCGGAAUUACGCUAACACCCUCGAAGCACCAACCGCACCCAUGGUUCACUCAAACCAGUGGCAACCUGGUCAAUACAAUGAACACGAUGUGACGCGAAUCAUGAACCUACAACGUUCUAUGAACGCUACUUCUGCGAACAUUUCGCAUGCGCCGCAAAGUGGCGCGAAUCACGUCGGCCAACCCACACCAGUUCCGGGUUGGGGCCCGUCUAUGCAACAGGCCCAGAUCGCUUCCCGACCGAAUCCUCCUAUUAUUGAUAACGAACACGCUAAUUUAUCAAGCGAUGAUAACACACCGAUUGGACCCGAUAAGAAUGAUUUAAGAGCUGUACAUUCCCCUAGGAUGAAAGCGAUUGAUAAUUUCCGAAUCUCAAAAGCGGGUCGACGACUUGGAAAGUUGGGCAAGGUUACGUGGCAACCCGGAAUGAAGGAGAAAAGAAUCACCGAUAAGAUGACCAAGGAAGAGAGAGCAGAGGCGAGCGAAUGGAACGAUAGGCUCGCCGAGGCUAAGGCGGAACAUGUUCGUACCCAGAACAGGGAGUCCGCUCAGCGAAGUCGCAAGAGAAAGGUCGAGGAACUCGAGAAUACCAAGGACAAAGUCAAGAGGCUGCAAGACGAAAACACACGCCUAAACAAGCUGAACAUGUCUUUGAAAGCUGAGGGCAUACAGCUUCGGGCUCGUAUCACUGUUUUGAAUCAGCAACUUGAGUCUCGGUCAAUCGCCAAUCCCAACCUCGCUCUUCCGAUAUUUAUGGGUCAAGACCAUAAUCAUGGUUUGGCUCAUAACCACACACCGGUACUAGCUACCGAACAUCUUCAGAACACGCCCCAAGUUCAGGGGGGCACUGAUUUUACUAUGAGCACCGGCGACACCUCUCCUCAAGACCUUAUGACCGGCGUCUCCCCGGAGAACCCCAUCCAACAGCUACCCCAGCCCGACGGCACCGCAUCUCUAGAACAAGAUCCAGAUAUCGACUGGAACAAAGUAGAUCUGGAUCACAUCAAUGCCGAUUUGGACCCGAUCGACCCUUCAUGGGACCAGUCCGGCCAACCCUACUGUGAAUGACAGUAGGCUAGAAGAAUGGAUUCUCACGGCUUGUGGAUGUAGCGCAUUCUCUUUGAGCUACUGUUAUUGGAAGCACAUCUUUCUAUAUUUGAUUUGAUUUGACUUUUUUUUAUUUCCCCCACGUGUAUUGGUU